AUGGAUUCAACAGCAUUGUUGUGCAAUAUCUGCCCUAAACGUCCCAAGUUCAGCGAUGUAUCACACUUGCUAACGCAUGUCGCCUCGAAGGCCCAUCUCUCUCACUACUUCAAGCUUCAAGUACGCAGCCACCAAGAGCAACAAGCCGAGUCUUUACUCGAUGACUACAACCAGUGGUACAAAGCCAACAAUCUGGCAAAGCUCCUGUCGGAUCGUAUGUCAUCCAAGGACUCACGCAGGAAGAAGUCACAAGGGAAGUAUACCGUGCCAGACAACGUUGGACAUACGGAAAGGAUCGAUGGGUACAAAGCCACGCCUCUGCAGGCUUGCAACCCGCACAACGCCUUUCCAGACUACAUUGACCCCCGUCUUUCGGACCCUUUUAUAAACUCAAGCACCAAUACUGGGUAUACGCGAGCACAUACGGCAUCGCCGCAGGACCAGGCUGUGACACGAGUAUCUCAUAAACGGGAGAGAGAUGACGAGGGCGACUCUGGAGACGAGGGACCUUCCUUUACUCUCGCUGUGCCAUGCUGGCCCAACGCUUUCAGGCCAAAGGGAGACCGAAAGACGCAGCCUUUGAGCACACCCUUCAUCUACGAUCCUUUCGUUGACGACAACGAUAGCUUCGAGUACCAAAACGACAAUGAAAUGGAUAAAGAGAGAGCGGACGAGAUCGCAAGACUCAAAGGGGUCCUGUGGCCGGGAAUGGAUAUUUUCGACUCUGCCACCGAGCAGAUGAAACGGAAACGCAACCAGAAAAAGGAUGAGAGCAUCCUGAAGUUGAUGGAGAAAACAUCAAUGGGCGUGGAACCCACGGAACUGGUCUUCUCUCCGACUGGUAUCCUGCGGAAGCAGCGCGUGAUCUCGGGCAACGUUGAAGACAGCAGUCCUCUGAAAGGGGAGACACCGAUUCCGAAGAAGCGAGCCACUCGCUCCAAGCGAGUACUUUCGCAGGUGGACCCGAACGCUCAACUCGGGCCCCAAGGGAAAAGGGCUCGGAAGACUAUCAAGCAAGACCGCGAUGGUUCCGUGCGAGGCGUGUACCAGCACGAUCUAUACACUCCCCAACGACCUAUGGUCCAAGCAGCGGGUUGCCUUGGUGGCCAGAUGCCUGUCGGGGACGACAUGGAUGAACUGGCCAUGGCACUUGGCGACCAUGACUUUCAACAGCAUACCAAGUUCGCUAUAUUCCGUGACAUGUCUGUUCCACAAGAUUUUAAGGCGGAGAACCAGGGUAGAUUUCUUCCCGGCGUGACAGCGCCUUCGCAGCCAUUCUUGUUGCGACGAGACAUUGCAAUCCAUAACGAUUCUCACUCGCCACAGCUUGCAGCCCAUUCACCGAGACUUCUUGAGAAAGGACCCCGCACAGUUAUGGACAAAGAGAACAUUGAGCCAAUGCUGAACGUCUACAGCCGAGUUGAUCCUCUAGUUGGUUGGCAAUCGCCUGCGAUUAAGCGGUCCGAUAGAGUGCUGUCACCGCAGUACCUCUUUGAAGACGUACAAUACUCUGGAUAUAGUCCAUUUGAGUGUCAGGAGAGUCCAAUGGGAUAUUCCUUCAACCCAUUAGCUAGCUCGCUCAUGAGGAUAGCCACAGAGGAAAACCCAAUAUACGCGGCCGAACCCGAGAACAAGUUGAAGGGCCCCUCUGCCACACGAGUCAGUUCCCCGGAUGCUACGAUUUCCGAUGUUGAAGAUGAGGACUUCGACCGGCUGUAUCUGGACGGGGGCUCCUAA
Aspergillus puulaauensis is the source of this 1737-nucleotide messenger RNA. RefSeq lists its product as uncharacterized. Bases 1 to 1737 code for a protein of 578 amino acids. The transcript is spliced from 2 exons. The record is from RefSeq and is a predicted model, not a curated record. Lineage: Eukaryota; Fungi; Ascomycota; Eurotiomycetes; Eurotiales; Aspergillaceae.